This is a messenger RNA of Nerophis lumbriciformis (worm pipefish), 1485 nucleotides long. RefSeq names its product progestin and adipoQ receptor family member IIIa (gene paqr3a). Gene Ontology annotation, molecular function: signaling receptor activity. Lineage: Eukaryota; Metazoa; Chordata; Actinopteri; Syngnathiformes; Syngnathidae. Gene Ontology annotation, cellular component: membrane. The record is from RefSeq and is a predicted model, not a curated record.
UUGGAAGAUUUAUACGUACAAAUAAUCGAUAGAAAGGCAGAGGUUAAUAUUAUAAUGUGAUUAAAAAGCAAACAAGCUCGUAGAAAAUAAAGUGCACAGAAAAAUACAAGUUUUGUAUCAUCUCAAUCUGUAGAAUUUCACUCAGGCGGGCUUCGGGCGCCCUUGUGAGUGAUGACGUCAGCGGUGAUUUGGAAGAUGUAGAAAGUUUAAACCAAAAAAAACGACGUUUUGUUUUAAGUUCAUCAAUUUGUUUUAAAUGUACGAAGCGUUUGUAUGACAGCACAAAUGGCGCAUAGUUUAAAUAUAUCAAGUUGAAAGCCUCCAUCCUCAUCAUGCCUGUGAAGAUGCAGAAGAACUCCCAGACUCACUACAUCGAGCUGGGGGGUUAUCAGUACUGGCCGGUACUGGUUCCUCGUGGUAUCCGCCUCUACACCUACGAGCAGAUCCCGGCCUACCUGAGGGACAACCCGUACAUCACGGAUGGAUACAGAGCCUACCUGCCCUCCCGGCUGUGCAUUAAAAGCCUCUUCAUCCUCUCCAAUGAGACGGUGAACAUUUGGAGUCACCUGCUGGGCUUCCUGCUUUUCUUCUGCCUGGCCGUAUACAACAUGGCCGUCGUGCUGCCGGACAUGGGUGCCUCCAAAGAGGACUACGUCAUCUACUCCAUCUGCCUCUUCUGCUUCCAGCUGUGCUUGCUGUGCUCGGUGGGCUACCACCUCUUCUGCUGCCACCGCUCGGAGAAGACCAGCCGCCGCUGGAUGGCGCUGGACUACGCCGGCGUGUCCAUCGGCAUCCUGGGCUGCUACGUGCCCGGGGUCUUCUACACCUUCUACUGCAACAACUACUGGCGGCAGGUGUACUUGCUGACGGUGCUGGCCAUGGUCCUGGCCGUCUUCUUCGCUCAGAUCCACCCUCACUACCUCAGCCAGCAGUGGAAGAAGCUGCGCUCGCUCAUCUUCUGCUCUGUGGCCUCCUACGGCCUGGUACCCAGCAUGCACUGGGUCUGCAUCCACGGCGGCUUCUCCGACCAGCUGGUGCAGGCCUUUGUUCCACGGGUGCUGCUCAUGUAUUUGAUGGCAGUGAUGGCUCUCAUCUUCUUCAUGUCCAAAGUCCCCGAACGAUACUUCCCAGGGCAGCUGAACUACCUGGGCUCCAGCCACCAGGUGUGGCACCUGCUGCUGCUACUAAUGCUGUACUGGUGGCACCAGUCGUCCUGCUUCAUCAUGGCCUACCGCCGGAGCCGCCCCUGCACUCCCAGCCACAAUGUAAGCUAACUCCCAUCAUGCACCGCUCCAACACCCGCUGACCAUAUAUGGUCAUGUGUACCAGCACCAGGUGUCGCUAGUCAGGCUUUUAAAGAGCGCCAAUUAUUUCACUGGAACUAGCAGGAAGUGACGUAACGUAGUCUGCUAGCUAACCCACGCGUUACAUCUGUGUUUGUUUAUAAACGUCUUCUUUCCCACCAAUAAAAGAAGAUUGUCCUCA